Molecule: messenger RNA, 1608 nt
Organism: Saccharomycopsis crataegensis
Lineage: Eukaryota; Fungi; Ascomycota; Saccharomycetes; Ascoideales; Saccharomycopsidaceae
Product: Ptr2 protein
Exons: 1
Coding region: 1-1608 (535 amino acids)
Biological process (GO): transmembrane transport
Cellular component (GO): fungal-type vacuole; plasma membrane
Molecular function (GO): tripeptide transmembrane transporter activity
Source: RefSeq, a predicted model, not a curated record
AUGCUGGACAUUUCGCUACAGGAUCUCAAUAACCCGUCAGAACCUCACCAAUGUCCGAAUACUCUCCCCAAGAUUGCAGCAAAUCUCCCACUUUCACAUCCUAGCUGGACAGUUACGUUAGUUGAAUGCUGCGAGAGAAUUUCUUAUUAUGGGUUAAGUGGUGUUUUCAUGAACUAUAUGUCCAACUCUCCAAAUGAUAGAAUACCGGGGGUAUUGGGUCUUGGACAUCAAAAGGCAGCCGUGUUUAGUUACUUCUUCCAGUUUUGGUGCUAUGUAUGUCCUAUUCUAGGAGCUUGGUGUAGUGAUACCUUAUGGGGUAAAUACCACACAAUUUUAAUAUUUUGUUGGAUAUAUAUCGCGGGAAUUGGUGUGCUUUUAUUGAGCUCACUUCUGGAAAAUUCUUCCACUACAUUCUGGGGAUUUUUGAUUUCGAUCAUCGCCAUUGGCCUAGGAACCGGUGGUGUAAAGGCAAAUGUUUCUCCUUUGGUUGCUGAUUGUGUUCCAAAGUUUGAUUCUUUUGUCUCUUUGCGAAACGGUAAUUCCGUAAUUGUUGACCACUCAGUAACAAUGCUGAGGGUUUUUAUGAUUUUCUAUUUGGCCAUAAACACAGGAUCUUUAGCAGCAAUUAUUACCACCGCUCUAGAAGCCAAAGUCGGUUUUUGGGCAGCGUAUAUGUUGGCAUUCAUUUUUUUCUGUAUAGGGUUGCUAAUAUUUACCAACGGAAAAGAAAAAUACGUUCAUUUACCUCCUUCAAGAAAUGCGAUUUCAAACAGCUUUAAAAUCACUUUUAUGACCGUGAGGAACAAUUUCGAUAUUCAAAGAUGCAAAGGACACGGUCCCUGGGAGGAUCUGUUUGUUGAUGAUGUUCAUCAAGCUUUGCGUGCUUGCAAAGUUUGCAUUUUUCUUACUGUGUACUGGGCAGUUUAUGGUCAAAUUUUGACCAACUUUAUAACUCAAGCAUCCGAAAUGGAAUUACAUGGCAUUCCCAAUGAUUUGAUGGGGAAUAUUGACCCUAUCACUAUUAUUAUCUUCAUUCCUAUUUGCGAUGGAUAUAUUUAUCCAUUUUUAAGAAACAGGCUACAUGUUCAAUUCAAAGCAAUCACCAGAAUCACUUGGGGUUUUUAUUUUGCUGCAUCUGCAAUGGUAUAUGCGGCUUUUGUGCAAUAUUUGAUUUAUUCUGCUGGCCCGUGCUACGACAAACCUUUGAGAUGUGGUGCUGAUCAGCAACCGAACCAGGUACACGUUGUUAUGCAAUCACCGGCGUAUUUCUUGAUUGCAAUCAGUGAAAUCUUGGCAUCAGUGACAGCGCUCGAAUUUGCGUACACAAGGGCCCCUAAAUCAAUGAGAUCGUUUAUCAUGAGUGUGUUUUUGUUGACUUCUGCUGCAGGAUCGGUGGUUGGCAUGUUUAUUUCUCCUUUUGCUACAGAUCCUCACAUGAUAACUUUCUAUCUCUCAUUAGCUGUGGCUUGCUUUGUUUCUGGAAUAUUGUUCUAUUGUUUUUGUAGCAAUUUGGACCAAGAGGAUUCAGGUAAAGCUAAAGAAGAAGAAGAAGGAGAAGAAGAAGGAGAAGUUGAACAAUCUUUACUUUCAAAUAAUCCUGAGAACUAA